AUGGAAGAAAAUGGAAACUCUGGAGGUAUCUAUAGACGGGGUAUGCAGCAACAUCGAGCAUUUUUCACAAAGGUUGAAGGUGAGUUAAAAGAUAAUCAGUACAAUAUUUCAUUUACCAUAUCAUGGAACCUGUACAAAUACACCAUGAUGCAACUAAUCUCACUGCAGAUCACAAUGGAGUUCGUCGAGAAACUGGACAUCAAACUAAAUACUUUGGAUGAUGUGUUAGUGAAACUAAAUAUUCUGGAAGAGGCAGUUUCGUGCAUGGGAAUUCAAAACUGUGGGGACCUCACAACUCGUCGGACUGAGGGCUCCGGCACGGUUAGACGAGCUACAUCGUCUAAAACUCAGGCUCGCGGUAGAGGUAGAGGCCUGGGGCAAAGGCUACCAAAAACCAUAAUACAAGACCACGAUACCGUGAUCAUGGUCCCAAUUGAUGAUGACCCCAGCUUCUCAUCUCCCAGUCAGAGGCAAUCUAAUGUUAGCAGUAGGAAAAUGAAAGCCCCAUUGACAUCAUCACACGUGGGUUCAGCACACAUCCCUUUACAGCCCAAUAAACCAAUGAACACAUUCAACCCGUCAUUAGCCGGGAGAAUGGGAAAACUGUCCGGGGGUACAUCCUCAACUCCGAGCUCGCACGGAUUGGUGAGGAGAUUUAGCUUGAAACAAAAUCCCCUGAAACGUGCCAUUAAAAUGCAAAAGACUACUGCAGGAUCUUCAGAGACAUGUGAACUAAGGUCCAAUACCGCAGACAGUUCACACACACCUCCUGUGGUCAGACUUAGGUCUUCUGAGGCUGCAUCAACUACCAUUCACGGAUUGACAAUGCCAGCGUAUAUAAAGUGCAAGUUCAGACCAACAGUGGAGAUGGAGUUGAGUGCUAAAAAAAUACAGUUAUGUGCAUAUGUGUGGCAUGUGGGGGACGAAGAAAGGUAUUAUGCAUUAUGUUAUUACAAAUUCCUUCCUUAUUCAUAA
Messenger RNA from Lotus japonicus, 975 nucleotides. RefSeq lists its product as uncharacterized. NCBI's taxonomy places the organism in Eukaryota, Viridiplantae, Streptophyta, Magnoliopsida, Fabales, Fabaceae. Bases 1 to 975 code for a protein of 324 amino acids. The transcript has 3 exons. The record is from RefSeq and is a predicted model, not a curated record.